CUGAAUGGCAGUAGUUCACGAGGAACUUCAUCAGAGCUUCUCCGCCCGCUUUGAGCAUCCGAAGCAGACUCCGACUCUGAAGGGAUUCACACUGAAGCUUUACAGGAUCUCAAUCUAGAGCUGCUCGAAAACUUGCGCUGAAGUUUGAGGAGGAUCAUUGCAAAAUGCCACGUUCAUUUCUUGUCAAGAAAUAUUUCUCCAACAAGAAGCCAAACUACAGUGAACUGGAGGGUCAAACUGACCAACGCUAUGCUGUCGUCCCACAAUGCUUCCCCCUGGAUGUCUUCCCCACUAGAGAAGGUGCUUCUGUGGUGCCCACCUAUCCCUCCAUGCUCGUGUGGACCACCAGUGCCUUACCCCUUACCUUCACAGCGGUGUCACCCAGCACCCCCUCUCCUCCCGGGCCUCUGGACCUGAGCUCUCAGUCCAGCUCCAGCAGCAGUGGAGAAGAGGACGACUGCCGUACAUCUGACCCUCCCAGCCCGGACCCCGCCGACCGCUUCCAGUGCGCUCACUGUGGCAAGACCUGCAGCAGCCCGGCCGUGCUGUCUCUCCAUCAGCUCACACACUGCACCGCCGGCCCACAGACGCUCACUACUGCUGCAGGAGCCACCAGCACAAGCACCAGAGCGGCCUUCCACUGCAAGCACUGUCCCAAAGAGUACAGCAGUCUGGGUGCGCUCAAGAUGCACAUCCGCUCACACACGCUCCCCUGUGUGUGCACCACGUGUGGAAAGGCCUUCUCCAGACCCUGGUUACUGCGAGGACACAUCCGUACACACACCGGUGAACGCCCCUUCUCAUGCCCCCACUGUAACCGUGCGUUUGCGGACCGCUCGAACCUGCGCGCUCACCUGCAGACCCACUCCGAAGUGAAGAAGUACCAGUGUGGAGCGUGCUCUCGUACCUUCAGCCGCAUGUCCCUCCUGCACAAACACACGCUCUCCAGCUGCUGUGCGUCUGCCUAGAGGACCAGACCGCUGCUUGCCCCCUCUCACUGUUGAGCUGGGACGGGUUUAAGCCAUGCGUGAAUGCCUGGAUUCGUAGAAAAUGUAUUGAUGCUGUUUUUGAAGCACAAAGGGCCUUAUCUUUGCCUCCACAAGCCAGAGGAGUGGUGAUGUUAUUUACUAGUGUUAGUCUUACACACAUCACACACAGAUUCCUGUCGUGGGAGGGGGGCCCACAGACUGGCUCUCGGUGGAUUCCCAAGAUGCACCUUGGUGCCGGCUGGUCCGGGACUGUGAGGGGGCAGCUGCUAUAAAGCAUGUGUGGUGAGAGGUCAUCUCUCACCAAGAUCUCCACAGGCGUGCAGGGAUGUAUUGGGACAGCUGUUGCAGCGCAGGCCUGUUGACAAAUGCAUUAGCCAUGUCUCUAGACUGAUGGCUGAAAAG
This is a messenger RNA of Carassius auratus (goldfish), 1391 nucleotides long. Its product is annotated as protein snail homolog Sna-like. The transcript has 3 exons. The coding region runs from base 165 to 968 and encodes 267 amino acids. The record is from RefSeq and is a predicted model, not a curated record. Gene Ontology annotation, biological process: regulation of DNA-templated transcription. Lineage: Eukaryota; Metazoa; Chordata; Actinopteri; Cypriniformes; Cyprinidae. Gene Ontology annotation, molecular function: RNA polymerase II cis-regulatory region sequence-specific DNA binding; DNA-binding transcription factor activity, RNA polymerase II-specific.